GCGUCUGCUUCCUUAGAAUCGAAAUAGGCAGAAUGUUAACGGUGUUGAGUUUGCGAGAUGUUCGACGUCACCUGCAUUGCAGGUCACAAGUCAGCAUUCGAUAGGUAACCUCCAAACACCACGAAAGCGAAGUGAUCCAGCAAUUGCUGCUCAACGAAGAUUUUGAAUUUUGCCUUUUGAACGUACCACUGCCUAUUUCACAAUGUCCCAGCACGGUCACUCACACGAUGACGACCACGGCCACUGCCACGGCGAAGCCCACACUCACUCUCCACCUCCAGAUGCCACAACCGCAGCUGAAACUCUUUACCCUCAUAUUGACCACGCUCACAUCCAAACAUUCUCCGCGGCGGAGGAGUCAAUGGGCCGGGCGAUUGUCCGACCAUGGGAUGAGCGGAUGGAUACAACGAAGGUGUUGGAGAGUGAGGAUGAUGAGGGUGUUGUUAUGAUUAUUCCGUUCGAUGGCCUCGUGAAGCUCAAGACUGUUCUUUUGCGUACCCCCGCUGACGCCUCCGCCCCAAAAACCCUUCACCUCCUCGCAAACCCACCCUGCCACCUCGACUUCUCCUCCGCCCUCUCCCACCCCCGCACUCAAUCCCUCGACCUCGCCCUUGGCACCUCAGACAUCAUGGAAUACCCAGUCAAAAUACCAAAGUUCUCAAACCUGCGCUCUCUGGGUUUGAUCUUUGAGGGUGGAGAUGAGGAUGAUGAUGGUGUGCUCAGGGCGUGGUAUUUGGGCUUUAGAGGGGAGUGGAAGGAGAUGAAGAAAGAACCUGUUAUUGCGAUAUACGAGGCUGCAGCGAAUCCGGCGGAUCAUAAGGUGACGGGGAGGAGUGAGGUUGGUGGCAUGCAGGGUUUGGGAGGAGGAAGGGGAUAUUGAUGGUGACGAGAGGGAUGGCAAAGGAAUUGAGUGAGAGUGAAGCUCUAUACGGCAUACGGUGGACGAAUCAGGCGGAGCAUGACGAGAAGUUGGCUAUGAGUGGCCAACCACACUGGGACAUAUUCCGCAGUGCCCACUCACAUAUGGGCUUCCUCGAUCGCAUAGCUAGACGUCUUGCCUAAACGCGGCCGGAAGAUUUCUGAGAUUUUACAAGGUCGGUUGAAGUUGACUGCGGUAUUUGGCGAUAUGUCGAACAGCGUGUGUUGGCAAUGGUGCACAGCAUCUUCCACGAUGAUAAGGGAAGAAAGGCAUGGCGUAGUAAAUGCUGAAGUGUAUGCAUUGAAGCUCAUGUGAUUAGUCCGUUACCCUCCUCCUUCGUACAAGGUAUGUUAUUGUACACAUCCACUUUUCCC
Molecule: messenger RNA, 1293 nt
Organism: Saitoella complicata NRRL Y-17804
Lineage: Eukaryota; Fungi; Ascomycota; Saitoellomycetes; Saitoellales; Saitoellaceae
Product: DUF1000-domain-containing protein
Exons: 2
Coding region: 203-880 (225 amino acids)
Cellular component (GO): nucleus
Source: RefSeq, a predicted model, not a curated record